GUUUGAUAAAUAAUCAAGACGAUCGCCAGGUAUAAGUAUCCAAUACAGUGUCCAAUAUUUGCGCAUACCAAGCGGGAAACAUAUAUCCUAGAUUUCAGAGACCAUGACUCUUCCUUCCAUUCUUAUCGUCGGCGCCACUGGUAAUACCGGUCGAGCAGUCACUCAAACGUUGCCAAAGCUGCUUCAAUCAAGCAGCACUUUACUCGGGAAUCGCAUUAUUGCUCUGACUCGUUCCUCCAAUAGUCCAGUUGCACAAAAACUCGCCAAGCUGCCCGGGGUCGAGGUUAUUGAGCAAAACUGGGUUGAUAUUACUGCUGACUGGCUCCGGGAGCACCACGUUGCCAGAGCCUUUAUUGCAUCUCAUAAUGGGCCUAACCAAUUUGCCGAGGAGUCAACUUUCUAUCUCAAUGCCCUCGAUGCUGGCGUCAAGUAUGUUGUGCGUAUCUCGACUACGGCUGCGAAUGUGCGGCCAGACUGCCCUGCCUACUAUGCACGCCAACACUGGGCCAUCGAGUCUCUCCUGGGCUCACCGGAGUUUAGCAACUUGCAAUGGACGUCUCUUCAGCCCAACGUCUUCUCGCCACUUAUCAUGGCCCCUGCUGCGGAGUUUAUUAAAGGGUAUCGCAAGACUGGAAAGCAGAGCAUCCUUCGUCUGUUGCUGUCAGAGGAUGCAUCUGUUGGAACAAUCGACCCUGACGAAGUUGGUGUUAUUGCAGCUCAUCUCUUGUCUCAAGAUGACACUUCAGUGCACAACCAGGCUAAAUACGUUCUUAAUGGACCCGAGGAUAUAAAUGGAAAGCAGAUUGUCGACAUGGUUGAGCAAUACAUUGGUGCGCCCGUCAAAGACGUUAGUUACAAAGACGUCUCUUUCAUCGACAUGCUGUAUGAGGACCAAUAUGCGGCUACCAAGCAAUCGAAGAACGUCAUCUACUCAAUCAAGCGGGCCCCAGAGACAGCGUGGGAAGGAAAGUGCUCGAUUUCUACAACCAGCAAGGAGAUUCUGAAGCUUGCUGCUCCCAAACGGACACCUGCUGAUAGCCUGAAGACUCUAUUAGAAGAAUGAAGGGACCAGAAGUUGGAAAAGCAGCGGUUCUAGGGAUCGAAACGGAUAUAUCGCACCAGGAGUAUAUCGAAGAAUUCAAUCCCCAAUCUAUUGAGUCUAUCUGAUCCAUAGCCGAAUCAAUCCAUAGCCGCA
Messenger RNA from Aspergillus ibericus CBS 121593, 1195 nucleotides. RefSeq names its product NmrA-like family protein. The transcript has a single exon. Bases 104 to 1063 code for a protein of 319 amino acids. The record is from RefSeq and is a predicted model, not a curated record. Lineage: Eukaryota; Fungi; Ascomycota; Eurotiomycetes; Eurotiales; Aspergillaceae.